Molecule: messenger RNA, 3453 nt
Organism: Malassezia globosa CBS 7966
Lineage: Eukaryota; Fungi; Basidiomycota; Malasseziomycetes; Malasseziales; Malasseziaceae
Exons: 3
Coding region: 1-3453 (1150 amino acids)
Biological process (GO): proteolysis; tRNA processing
Cellular component (GO): cytosol
Molecular function (GO): zinc ion binding; epoxide hydrolase activity; aminopeptidase activity
Source: RefSeq, a predicted model, not a curated record
AUGUGUGCGACUGCAACGUGGGCGCCCCCUGCGCCAACUACGAUUCCACGACCACCGGCUCCUAUUCGUGAUAUCCAUUCGUGCGCCAAUGUGGAUGAACUAAAGCCAAUCCACCUGUAUCUUGACUGGCAAAUCGAUUGGGAAAAUAAGCGUAUUCAUGGAUCUGUGCAGCACGAGCUAGAAGCUCAGAGAGACACAAAUAAGGCCGUGUUUGACACGUCGUACUUAGACAUCCAUCAAGUGCAAGUUAAUGGCCAAACGACUUCUUAUGAAUUGGGUCCGCGGCGCGGUCCUCUGGGAGAACCAUUGCAUGUUACUAUCGGUGCAUGCAAGGCUGGUGAGCGCGUCACAGUCAAGAUCGCAUAUUCCACGACGAACCAGUGCACGGCGCUAGGCUGGCUCACGGCUGAGCAAACGCAUGCCAAGAAGACUCCUUUUCUGUACUCGCAGUGCCAGGCGAUCCAUGCGCGUUCGCUGUUACCAUGUAUGGACACGCCGUCUCGAAAGAUUACGUACUCGGCGCAAGUUACAUCGACUAUCCCUGUACUGAUGUCGGCGCUUCAGCAACCACAACAGACUAAGUCCUCAUCCAUUUACAAAUUUCAUCAGCCCGUGCCGAUACCGACGUACCUCAUUGCGAUUGUCGGUGGCCUACUGGCGUUCCGCUCGUUGGGUCCCCGUACGGGUGUAUGGGCAGAGCCGCCAGAUGCGGACAAGGUGCAAUGGGAGUUCGAACGUGAUGCCGAACGAUUCUUGCACGAGGCAGAGAAACUCGUUUCUCCGUACUCAUGGACGCGAUACGAUAGUGUUGUGCUCCCGCCAUCCUUCCCGUACGGUGGUAUGGAGAAUGCCAAUCUCACAACAUUGACGCCGUCUCUUGUUUGCGGAGACCGAAGCGCGACAGAUGUCCUGCUGCAUGAGCUUUGUCAUUCGUGGAGUGGCAAUCUAACGUCCUGUAUGAACUGGGAGUCGUUCUGGCUCAAUGAGGGUUGGACUGUGUACUUGGAACGUCUGCUUCUUCAGAUGGUGCAUGCUGAUGACAAUGGACCAGCGCACCGUGGCUUCUCGUAUAUUAUUGGCGCAAAAGCUUUGCGUGAUUCGCUUGAAGAUUUUGCGGAUGUGCCACGCUUCCAGCGCCUGAUUCCAUCAUUCCGUGAUGGCGAAGAUCCGGACGAUGCGUUUUCGUCUAUUCCUUACGAAAAGGGCGCAAACUUCCUUUUGUAUCUUGAGCGUGUGGUCGGUGGUCUUGAUGUAUUUGCGCCUUACAUCAAGGCAUAUUUCGAGACAUUUGCCGGUCAAUCGAUCUCCACGCAAGAGUGGCAAGAGCAUUUGCUGGCUUUCUUUGCCAGCAACGAUAAGGCCAGCGCGGCAUUGCGGCAAGUUGACUGGGAUGCGUGGCUUCAUGGCGAAGGGCUUGAGCUGCCAGUCAAGUUGGAAUACAAUGAGACCCUUGCAGUCGAGGCAUUUGCUCUGGCAGCUCGCUGGGAACAAGCCAUCGCGCAGCAAGUGCCCGUAGGCGACAGCCAAUUUAGUCCACGUGAUAUGGAAGGAUGGAACACGAACCAAGUUGUUGUGUUCCUGGAGCGCUUGCAUGCAGGACCUAAGGUGCCAGGCGCCUAUACGUCAUGGUUGGAUGAUGUGUAUAAGCUCAGCACGGCUCACAACACAGAGAUCCGACUCCGAUUUUACGAACUCGCCUUGGAGGAUAAGCAUGGCAUGUAUGCGAAGCAAGCUGCCGAUUGGGUCAAGUCACAGGGUCGCAUGAAAUACUGUCGAACAAUUUUCAAAGCUCUGUACAAGGUCGAGCCGGAUCUAGCGCGGCGAACAUUUCUGGAGAAUGAAAGCUUCUACCACCCGAUUGCCGCUACCAUGAUUCGUAAGGAUUUGCAUGUGGAUGCACGUCGAGCACUUGUGGCAGUGAUUGGCAGUACGGGCACUGGCAAGUCGCAGCUGGCUGUUGAGCUCGCAGAGUACGCAACCCAAGAGCUCGGCAUGCCAGCCGAGGCCAUCUCUGCUGACAGUAUGCAGACUUAUAUUGGUCUUGACGUGAUUACAAAUAAGGCAGCGAAGAAUGAAAUGAGAUCAAUCCCACAUCACUUGAUGAGUUUUCUUGCGCCUGGCCAAGAGUACGACGUUACUCAGUUUGUCAACGAUGCAAAUGCUCUGUGUGACAGAAUGCAUGCUGCGCAUACCUUGCCGAUCAUUGUUGGUGGAACGACCUACUAUGUGCAGCAUUUAUUCUUUCCUGGUCGUUUGGUAUCGCAGGUUGAGCCGAUGGAUGCGUCGUUGUACGCAAGACAAACCGCUGCACGCGUCGAAUCGCUUCCGAGCUCACUUCGCUCUCUGUGGGACUUGCUUGGCUCCGACGAAGUGCGCGUAAAUGCAGCGCCUCCGGCUGAACCCACAGAACUCUGGGUACUGUUGGAUGCAAUGGAUCCUGAGAGCGCACGGCGCUGGCAUUACAGAGAUCAGCGCAAAGUAUACCGGAGUCUUCGGAUCCUUUAUGACACAGGCAUCCCCCAAUCGGCAUGGCUCCAUGCACAAGACGAGCAGGACCGGUCCUACAGCACAAGCACGGAUGCACCUCGGCGGCUUCUGUUCUGGGUUUGGAGCGGUCGAGAUGCAUUGAAUGAGCGUCUCAAUGCACGGAUCAAGACCAUGGUGGAUCGCGGUCUUUUGAGCGAGAUCCGCGCCUUGCGCCAGAUUGCGACACGGCAUGACACCGGCGAGGCUGCUGCGGCCACGACCGAUUACACACGCGGAAUUUUCCAAGCGAUUGGAUACAAGGAGUUCGAUGCAUAUUUAACGCAUCGUGAUGCCGGCGGGACCCACGAGGACGGUGCGGCUCUUUUUGACGACGCCAUUACCUCCAUGCAGACAGCGACGCGACGCUACGCGAAACGACAAACAUCAUGGAUUCGAAAUCAGUUGCUCCCGGAAAUCUGUCGCGCACAGGCGCGAGGCGAGGACGUGUGGCUUUAUUUACUUGAUGCCACAGAGCUCCAGCAUUGGGACGAGCGUGUUCGCGUGCCGGCGCGAGACAUUCUUCGCUCAUUCCUGCAGCACGAGAGCAUGUGCGAUCCAGCGUCACUAAGCUCGGCUGCUGCCGAGCAUCUACAGCAUGUUGUCCAGCGCACAGAGGGCCGCAUUCAACGCAACAAACUUGUGCCUUGUGAGAUAUGUACGCAUGACGAAGCGCAACCAUUCUUGUUCCGUGAGAAUGAGCGUGGAAAGCAUGAGCAGUCACGAACACAUCGAUAUGCUCUCAAGCGGCGCACAAAGGAUGCCUACAUUGCGGCCUGUCGAGCAUCUUCCAAGGCCGCCAAAGCAGCGGACCAGGCAGAUGGAAGAAGCACCGAUGACUCAGCAGCCAGCGUCUAUCGUACCAACAAUGAAACCAACCACGCGGCUACCGGUCACACGAGUGUCAACGACUCAUCUUCAUCACCGUAA